AUGGAGAGAAGCUCAAAUAAAUCUGAUCCAAUGCUAUUUCUGCCACCCGCAUUCUUGAAUCUAAAUCUACACCCCACUUCUUGUGAACUGGUGCGGAAGAAAACUGCUGAUAGUAAAAAAAUUUCAUAUUCUAUUACAAUCACGGUGGAGCAGACUUUAAUGGAAACAAAUGUUGCAAUAAAUACACCUGGCUGCUAUCAAAACGUGAUUAACGAACAAGAAAAGGAAGUUAUAAAUAGAACUAAAAAAGAUGAGGAUAAAAUUAAGAAAUUGUAUUGUGACGGAGCUUGCUCGCGGAAGCAUUUCAGCAAUUGUUUGGUUACAUUUGUCGAUUGUAAACAUCAAUUGUGUAUAGAUUGUAUGGAAUUAGUUAGAAAUGUUGAUGGAUCGUUGACGUGCAGUUCAUAUGCAUGUGUACGUAAGACGAUGUUCAGCCAUCUAUCCAAUGACGAAGCUGCAAAAUCAUAUAAUCUUGUGAUUCGCACUAAAUUCAUUGAAACUCGGGCUGAGAAACGAAAAAGCAAUAUAUUAUCUGAUACAGAAUCAUACAUUUAUUGCUAUCGACAACCAAGUAUGGUGAAAUUGGUAGAUGUGUACAGCGGUUCUUCUAAGAGCCCUGUAAGCAUGUCUAGUGCUGCAGAAAAGAGCCCCUUUACCGUUUUAUUCAACACACAAUUGGACGGGAAUGAUGUUAUUCGUCUCUUCAUGAGCUUCCGGGCUCAAUCAGAUAAAACCCCGUUGCAAGUGUUAGAACAUGAAAAAGCUAGAUUGAAUAUUCUUCUUUUGACAAAAGAAUCUAACUGCUUUAAAAGAAUGAUGCUAUCUCAUGACACGACAGGAAGCAACUCCUUGAUUAAAGCACUGACCGAUUGUCUUGGCAGAUGGGCUAAUCUUAUUGAACAAGAGAACAGUUCAGUAUACUUCUGUGAUGGUAUGAGUAGUGCUUCUGUUCGUUUGAUCAAAACAGAUGAACUACGAGAGGCUCUUUUAUGCAAGUACAAAGGCAUAUCAGGGAAUCUGCACUAUGUGAUCGAUUCAGCUGCAUGUACUCGCUUCUGA
Messenger RNA from Auanema sp. JU1783, 1059 nucleotides. Lineage: Eukaryota; Metazoa; Nematoda; Chromadorea; Rhabditida; Rhabditidae. The record is from the annotation of a GenBank genome assembly.